AUGGGCGGCUGCCUCCUGGCUCAGCCUCCACGGUCAGCCCCAGCGGGGGCACGGAAAACAAGAGAGCCUCGGGCGGCGGUCCGGUGGAGGAAGAAAGAGGACCCCAACGCCCAUGCGCUGGGCAAGUUGACGCAGCCUCAUGGCUGGGCACAAUUUCGUAAGCGGAAGGCUGAUAAGCAAAAGAAGAAAGAAAGCAAAAAGCACGAGAAAAGCAGUCAACAUUUGACGAAUGUUCAAACAUGGAAGGAACUUGAACUGCGAUUGAAAUACAAGAGAACAAUUGAUGAAGAACAUUUGCGUUUGAUUAAGCAAGAAGAAAAGCAUUGGCAGCAAAUACUAAAACAUCUGAUUGCUUUGGUCAGAGUUCUUGGUAUGCAAAACCUGGCCUUUUGGGGAACACAUGAAAAACCGCACACUUCUGGUAAUGGGAACUUCCUCAAAUUUGUUGAAUAUCUAGCUUUGUUUGACCUGCUUAUGGAUGAGCAUCUUUGCAGGAUUAAGGACAAGGAGAUGCAUGUACAUUACCUAGGGAAAGACAUACAGAAUGAGCUUAUUCAUCCUCUAUCCAAUGCCAUCAAACAAAAAAUCCUACAUCUGCGUGCUGCAAAAUACUUUUUGAUCAUUCUAGAUUGUAUACCAGAUGCAGGCCACGUUGAACAAAUAACCAUGAUCAUUCGGUUUGUGGACAGGCCUACUUCAGAGACCGAGAAUGAGACUGAAUCAGUACGCAUAAAGGAACACUUCUCGGGAUUUGUGUCACUUAUGGAGACAACUGGAGCUGGUAUGACAGAAACUAUUCUUCACCAGUUAGAAGAGAUGUCACUGGCUAUAGAAAACUUGCGUGGUCAAGGCUACGACAAUGGGAGCAAUAUGAAAGGGAAAGAAAAUGGUCUUGGUGACAUCUAUGAUGCUCUGAUAGACAUCUAUGAAGACACUACUCUGACAGGAUCAUCUGGCAAUAUGUCACAAGUUGAUGCAAAGGCUCUUACAAAAGCCAUUUCUAGUUUCAAGUUUCUUGUUUCUCUUGUUUUGUGGUAUAACAUAUUGUUUGAGAUCAACAUGACUAGCAAACAACUUCAGGCAAAAGAAUUCGACAUAUGUGAUGCCAUUAAUCUACUCGGAGAAACCAAGAAGUUUCUUGUGGGCCGCAGAAGUGACUCAGCCUUUGAGAAAACAUUGGUAGAUGCAGGUAAACUUGCGGAAGAGUUGGAUGUACCGGCACUUUUUGAACCAGAUCCAAUCCGUAUUAGAAAGAAGAGGAAGCAGUUCAUAUAUGAAACAGAUGACGAACCUAUUUAUAAUCCGAAAGAAAAAUUCAAAAUGAACUUUUACUUUGCAGUCAUUGACACAGCAAUACAUUUGGUUGAAGAAAGAUUCACACUGAUGCAGCAAAUUAGUUCAGUAUUUGGCUUCCUAUAUGAUGUUUACAAUUUGCAAAAUACAAAACCAAAGCAAAUUAUGGAACAUUGCUUGAAUCUGGAGCAAGCUUUGCAACAUGGUGAAUCCAAAGAUAUUGAUGCCUUUGACUUGUGCAGUGAAUUGCAAGCUAUUGCAAGACGAGUCCAAAGGAAUUCAUCACCGCAAGAUGUAUUGAACUUCAUAGGGGAAAAUAAGCUGACAGAUAGUGUCCCUAACACAGUUAUUGCUCUUUGCAGCCUCUUGACUCUCCCAGUUUCUGUGGGCAGUGGUGAGCGAAGCUUCUCAAAACUCAAGUUGAUAAAAACAUACAUGCGAACAUCAAUGUUGCAACAAAGACUUGUUGGGCUAUCUACCUUGUCAAUAGAACGUGACAUUGCUCACAGCAUUGACUUGGAGGAACUUGUUUCUAAAUUUGCUAAACUUAAAGUGCAGAAAAAUAAAUUCUAA
Malaclemys terrapin pileata is the source of this 1866-nucleotide messenger RNA. RefSeq lists its product as uncharacterized. The record is from RefSeq and is a predicted model, not a curated record. NCBI's taxonomy places the organism in Eukaryota, Metazoa, Chordata, Testudines, Emydidae. Gene Ontology annotation, molecular function: protein dimerization activity.